AUGUUCUUGAGGGAAAGGAACAUUCACAUUAUUCAUUCUCACACCAUUCUCCCAUCACGCUCCCAUCAUUCUCGCAACACUCUCCCAUCACUUUACCAACACUUUACCAUCCCCAUCCCCAUCCCCAUCCCCAUCCCCAUCCCCCAUCCCCAUGCCCAUGCCCAUGCCCAUGCCCAUGCCCAUGCCCAUGCCCAUCCCCAUCCCCAUCCCCAUCCCCCAUCCCAUCCCCAUCCCCAUCCGCAUCCCCAUCCCCAUCCCCAUCCCCAUCCCCCAUCCCCAUCCCCAUCCCCAUCCCCCUCCCCCAUCCCCAUCCCCAUCCCCAUCCCCACCCUCCUCCCCUUCAACCUCCCCACCCACCAUCCCCACCUGCUUCGCCACAGCAUCGCCUGCAAACACAACAUGCUUGUCCCGGAAGCUGCUGAGAAGCUUCCCGGCAUCAAUCCGCGGCAGCAGGCACCCAGCAGGCUGCCAGCGGUACUGGGCAAAUUCAAAGAACGGCCUUCCACGCUCCUCCUUGCCCCCCCACCUCCUCCUGCUGCUGCUGUUAAUGAUGAUGAUGAUUCUGACGGUACUGCCGUUGAUUCCCCUCCUCCUUCCCCUUUCCUUUCACCGUCUACUUUCCUCUCCCCAUUUCCUUCCCCUGUUGCUUCCCCUUUCCUUCCGCCUCCUCCUUCCGCGUCUCUUGCCCCCGUCUCCGCCCUUCCCCCUUCCCCGUCCUGA
Molecule: messenger RNA, 720 nt
Organism: Closterium sp. NIES-65
Lineage: Eukaryota; Viridiplantae; Streptophyta; Zygnematophyceae; Desmidiales; Closteriaceae
Source: the annotation of a GenBank genome assembly